AUGUUUGAAAAUUUAGAGGAAGCCUCUUCAUCUCCACAAUCGUCGGAAGGGAAAAAAUCAAAUAGUGGAGCCUCUUUGUUUGUUUCGGACUCACCGAUGAAUUAUGAUGAAGUUACUCCUUUGAAAUCAUCACAGGAAGGUAUCAAAAGUCCAUAUCUAAUUCGAUUAGUAUUUGAAGCAAAUGAUGAACACAACAAUGUUUAUCAUCAUCGGAAAGAUAGAAAUUUACCAAUGACAAUGGAAUAUAGUCGUGAUAUUGGAAAAAGUAAUAGUAAUGAUAUAAUUUUGAAAAUGGAUAAUUGUUACAAACUUUAUGACAACUUAGUGUUUGUAAAACCACACAAAGUUCUUCAUAACACCAAAAUGAGGCCACGAUGGGUCAAUAAGACGCUUGUAGAAAUUUUGGGAUCUGAAUUCAAAAUGCCUAAAGAAGUAGUGACUGAAAUGAUUGAAGAGAAUGUGAUAUCUGUGAAGACAGCGAAACCGAAUUCAAUUUCCUUGUUGCAGUACAAACUUCGUCCGAAUGAUCAAAUUGUGACUGUAGAUUGGAAAAAUGAAAAACCAGUUCUGUAUCCCAGAUUCAUUAAGGUACUUUAUCAUGAUGACAAAUUUUUGGUCAUUGAUAAGCCAACAUCCAUUCCUGUUCAUCCUGCAGGAAGGUUUGUGAAGAACACUCUUCAUCACAUUCUUGAAAUGGCAUACUCUAAAAAACUCUACUUGCUUCAUCGAUUAGACAAAGUCACAAGUGGCAUUCUUAUUCAUACUUGGAAUGCAGAAUUAGCAACAAUUUAUGGAGAAAAAUUGAAAGGUGGAUCCGUAACAAAAUGUUACUUGGCUCAAGUGUACGGAGAUUUUCCUGAAAUAACAACUACAAACACAGUGGAUCUAAAUGGACAAACGUUCAAUGUAGAUGAUCAUGGAUUUAUCCAUGUUAAAAACAAAUUGGUUUAUCAUCAAAAUGAAUGGACGUUUAUUUGGAGAGCAAAGGUUACUGACACCAAUGAGAGCCAUGAAGAAGAACCCACUAACAGUAUAAUUGAUACAGCAUACACGCUUGUAAAACGAAUUUAUUACAAUUCUUCACAACAUUCUUCGAUUGUGUUGUGUGUUCCUAUUACGGGCAGAACUCAUCAAAUUCGAGAACAUUUGAGAGUUAUGGGAUAUCCAAUUAUUAAUGAUGUUGGAUUUGAGCUCACUAACGAGAAAGCUGAACAAUGGGAAAAUCCUUGGCCAGAAAAAUGGUCAAUCAUGAAACAAUUCAAGGAUGACGAUGACAAGUGUGCGGAAAGUCUUCUCAAAAUGCAGUUUGAAAGACACCACAAACAGUGUUUCAAAGAAGGAGAUUUUUUCAUUCAUCUUCAUUCAUAUUAUUAUGCAUUUCACGAUGAAAACCCAGUAGAAUUCAUUUCGGACCUACCUAAUUGGUGUCAAAAUUUGGAUCCAUCUUUUCAACAAAACAUCAUUAUUGAUAUGUGCAGAAAAAUUAAUUCAAAGGCUACUAUUCAAAAAUUCUAA
Messenger RNA from Naegleria fowleri, 1515 nucleotides. RefSeq lists its product as uncharacterized. Gene Ontology annotation, biological process: pseudouridine synthesis. Gene Ontology annotation, molecular function: pseudouridine synthase activity; RNA binding. The record is from RefSeq and is a predicted model, not a curated record. The transcript has 2 exons. Lineage: Eukaryota; Heterolobosea; Eutetramitea; Acrasida; Naegleriidae. The coding region runs from base 1 to 1515 and encodes 504 amino acids.